Messenger RNA from Penicillium angulare, 1470 nucleotides. RefSeq names its product glycoside hydrolase superfamily. Gene Ontology annotation, molecular function: hydrolase activity, hydrolyzing O-glycosyl compounds. The transcript has a single exon. NCBI's taxonomy places the organism in Eukaryota, Fungi, Ascomycota, Eurotiomycetes, Eurotiales, Aspergillaceae. The record is from RefSeq and is a predicted model, not a curated record. Bases 1 to 1470 code for a protein of 489 amino acids.
AUGCCUGGCGUACUUUCUCGUCUGGCAGCCCCGGCGGCUCUUCUUUGCGCGUUCAACCUACCUUUUACCUACGCAGAUCAAACAACGAAAUUCACAACUGAUCUUCAAUCCGAGAUUUGGAAUGGCUGGGGUGUAUCUCUGGCCUGGUGGGCUAAUAUAUUUGGAGACCGAGAAGACUUGGCAGAUAUUGUUUUCACCAGAGAUUCGACCUAUUGGAGCCCGAACGGCACGACUCUUCCUGGUCUGGGGUUGAACAUCUUAAGAUACAACGCAGGUGCUUGCUCGUGGAAUACAAUCAAUGGCACUGUCAAGAUGGUCCCUUCGGCAAAUAUCCCCGCUGCGAAACAAAUGGAGGGGUACUGGUUGGAUGGAUUAAGCACCGAUCCUAGUUCCUCUAGCUGGAACUGGACUGUGGAUGCUAACCAACGCACCAUGAUGCUUAAUGCACAGACAAGAGGCGCCGAUACCUUUGAACUCUUUUCCAACUCGCCAAUGUGGUGGCAACUCAGCAAUUUGAAUCCUAGUGGUGCUUCUGGUGGUGGAAGUAAUCUGCCAGCAUCGCAGUAUCAGAAUCAUGCUAUUUACCUUUCUGCGAUUGCGAAAUAUUCUCAGGAUAAUUGGGGUCUUACUUUCACUUCUAUUGAAGCAUUUAAUGAGCCUGCCUCAUCCUGGUGGGUAUCUACGGGAACUCAGGAAGGUUGCCAUUUCGACGCUUCUUCCCAGGCGUCUCUUAUCCCCAUUCUCCACCAGGAGAUGCAGUCUCGUGGUCUGGAUCAAACAAUUAUCGCUGCGUCAGACGAGAACUCAUUUGAGCUUGCAUUGGAUGGCUGGGACACUAUCACCGAGGCAACUGAGAAAUCAUACGUCGGACGAGUAAACACACACGGCUAUCAAGCCCUCUCUGGUCCUCGAUCCGAUCUUCGCGCAGCGGCUACCGAGGCAGGACAAUUGCUCUGGGACAGUGAAUACGGUGAUAGCGAUGGCACCGGUGCUACAAUGGUACGAGUCAUCAUGGCCGAUCUCACAACGCUGCAGCCUAAUGCCUGGGUAUACUGGCAGAUCAUCGAUGGCGGUGGUUGGGGCCUCAUAGAUGGCGACAUUUCAUCGAACACUCUCGAUGGUGCCACAACAAAAUACUAUAUGCUGGCACAAUUUAGUCGACAUAUUCGUUCAGGAAUGCGUAUUCUUAACGGCACCUCAAGCAAUGUUGUCUCGGCUAUCGAUGAGGAAAGUGGAACGCUUGUGAUUGUUGCGGCAAACUGGGAUGACGAGCAGGAAUUUAACUUUGAUUUGACGGCAUUUUCUAAGGUUCCGGCUGAUGGAACCAAAGUUAGUAGUUGGUUAACUGAUACUGCUGGUGACAAGCUUUAUGCUACUGGUGAUAGUGUCACCAUUGAAAAGGGGAUUAUCUCGCUCUCAAUUGCGAAGGAUACUGUUCAAACAUUCGAGAUAUCUGGCGUGACGGUUUAG